AUGGCUUUCGAUGCAAGACAUGUCUAUUAUGAUGGCAAAGUUCAGCAAUCUCACGGUGAUGUCUUUCGGACGAUUGAUCCCUCUACUGGCAAUACCCUAGCAGACAUACAUUCAGCCAAUCCCACCGAUGUAGAUGUCGCAAUCUUCUCCGCAUCAAAGGCCUUUCCAUCAUGGUCCUCUACUCCGCCAAUGGCGAGGUCCCGGAUCCUGCUUAAGGCAGUCAGUCUUCUCAGGGAACGAAAUGACGAGAUUGCCAAGCUCGAGACAUCAGAUACUGGGAAACCCUUCUCUGAAACAAGCACGGUAGAUGUGGUCACUGGUGCUGACGUGGUCGAGUACUUCGCGGGACUGGUCGCAGGCGGAGGUCUGAACGGCGAGACCAUUCAGCUGAGGGAAGACGCAUGGGUAUACACCAAGAAGGAACCUCUCGGUGUCUGUGCUGGUAUUGGUGCUUGGAACUAUCCAAUCCAGAUAGCAUUGUGGAAGUCAGCUCCUUGUCUGGCGGCAGGAAACACUAUGGUGUAUAAGCCGAGCGAGGUGACUCCAUUGCAUGCUCAAGUAUUAGCCGAAAUCUACACCGAGGCUGGACUACCACCGGGAGUCUUUAAUGUUGUUUAUGGCGCAGGAGAUGUGGGAGGUUAUCUGACAUCACACCCGAGAAUAGCUAAAGUCUCUUUUACCGGCCAAGUGGCAACAGGUAAGAAAGUGGCUGGCUCUGCUGCAGGCAACAUGAAGUACGUGACCAUGGAGCUCGGGGGCAAAAGUCCUAUCAUUGUCCUUCCAGACGCUGAUAUCGAAAAUGCCGUCGAUGGUGCAAUGAUGGCAAACUUCUUCAGCACAGGCCAAGUAUGUACCAACGGCACCAGAGUCUUUGUCCCCGAACCAAUGAAAAGUGCUUUUGAACAGAAACUGCUGGAGAAGAUGCAGUACAUUCGUGCGGGCAAUCUCUCGAAUGCAGAAACAAAUUUUGGGCCUCUCGUUUCUCGAAUGCACUAUGAGAAGGUUAUGGGCUAUAUUUCUCACGGUAUCAAAGUGGACAAAGCUAAAUUGCUCUAUGGUGGUCUAGAAAAGCCUGAAGGGCUGCCCGAGGAUCUCACCAAUGGUUACUGGGUCCGGCCUACCAUUUUCACGGAUUGCACAGAUUCCAUGAAGAUCAUCAAAGAAGAGAUCUUCGGUCCCGUGUUGAACAUACUGACCUAUAAGAACAUCGAGGAAGCUGUUGAGCGAGCUAACAACACGGAGCUUGGACUAGCAGCCGGAGUCUUUGGCAGAGACCUCAACAUGGCCCACAAGGUCGUAUCCCGACUUGAAGCCGGUAUCACCUGGAUCAACACGUGGGGUGAGAGUCCAGCGGAGAUGAGUGUAGGGGGUUGGAAGCAGAGCGGAGUAGGCGUGGAGAACGGCCGCCGAGGUAUUGAAGCCUGGGUACGCAACAAAUCGACUCUCGUUGACAUGAGUGAUACAAUCCAGACGGUAUUUGCCAAGCUUUGA
Endocarpon pusillum Z07020 is the source of this 1491-nucleotide messenger RNA. Its product is annotated as Betaine aldehyde dehydrogenase. The transcript has 2 exons. Gene Ontology annotation, molecular function: aldehyde dehydrogenase (NAD+) activity. Lineage: Eukaryota; Fungi; Ascomycota; Eurotiomycetes; Verrucariales; Verrucariaceae. The record is from RefSeq and is a predicted model, not a curated record. The coding region runs from base 1 to 1491 and encodes 496 amino acids.